AUGGGUCUUAUCAAGGGAAUGGGCGAUCAUGUUGUGGAGGAGUUUCGCACCCUCUUUUCGAACAUUCUCAGCUCAGAACUUGUGAUUGAUCUGCAAGAUUCAAUCGAACGAAGGAAACUAUUCGCAAAAUUUGAGGUAUAUUGUAUGCAAUAUUGGGAUAAUUUAAAUUAUGGGACUUUGAGUGGAACAACAGAAGAUGGUAUUCCAAACGAAUUGAUUCAAAGCUUGGCUACUGCUUCAGCGGCAGGCAUUGAGUUCAGCACCGGUUAGUUUCCAAUUUAAAAUAAAAAGUAGGCCACUCGAUUACAGUUUAUUUGCAGUCGGGCUUAUGAUCGGAAUGUGUGAAUUGUUUGGAUUCGUUUCGGGGGCGAAUUUGAUAGUCCGAAUUUUGUUUAAAGUUUUUUGUUGGGUCUGUCUCUGUUUCGCCCUGUCCAAUUGUAAAACUAAAAAUGACGGGGUUGCGAAAUCAAAAAGAAACUAACGAUUGAUGUUUGAAGUUCAACAAAAAUGCAGAAAAUAAACUUAGGCAUCUCGAAUUAUAGUCCGUUUAGGUACUUCAUGGUUUGGAGGACUAUCUGAUACUGCAGGACCAUCCACAUCCCUUUCUUUUACCACCGAAUCAUCAGUGCCAUUAUGGUCAUCGUUGAUUAUAUUGGGUGGAUUUGGCGCCAUCAAUCAAGAUGUUGUUGGAUAUAUUCUGAAAAAGCUGAGAAAUGACUUUGGGUCGGUUGAUAAAUUUCUCGAAGUGUUGAUAGAGUCCGAUGAGAGGCUUCUUUGCGUCUUGCUAGCCAUACUGGAACUGCAUCGAAGGAAGUCAUAGUAAGAUUUGUUGAUAGUCUAUUAAUGUUCCUAUUUCAGUGCAGAAUGCGACUUUUGGGAUCCGCUAACUUUGUGUAUGACCAUGCUUAUAAAACUGGACUUCUCGGAAAGUGUAAGUUGACUGACUGAGAGAUAAUAUUUCAAUUUUUCAAAUUUUUGGAAUGGGUAAAUUCUGUUUGUAGAUGUUCAUAGACUGGCUUGCAUCAGAUCCCAUUUCCGUUCCAUUUAUUUUCCGAUUCUUUGGAGAGAUGGGCAAGAAUCCAGAGUCCCUUCAGAAGGCUGUAAACUCUCUUGUCGGUCUUUCUUUUGAGGAAAAUAUCAAGGAUUUCCAGGAAAUUCCGAUAAAAUAUUCCAUAAAUACGAAGGUCGGCAUCACAGAGAUUCAUGGAAACAUAUCGGUGGAGAAAGAGAUGGUCUUUGAUAAGAAAAUAAGGGUAAACAAUAAGUUGAUAACAGCGACGUCCUUGUUUUCUAGUAUGGAAAAGGAAUACUUGCAUUUCAGGCCAGAAUUACUACAAAAGAGAUCUCCGUAACAUAUGAUGAAAUUGUCGACAACUUUAACGGGAUGCUAAACAGAUUGCAAGCACGGUUAUUAAGUGCCAAUAGACAUGGGACAUUACCCAUGAAUGUUAAUGGACUGAUAAAAGUCGUAUCAAAGGUCAAAGAAUUGGGUUACGCAGGGGAAGAUUGUGCUCGUAAUGUAUAA
Messenger RNA from Bursaphelenchus xylophilus (pine wood nematode), 1525 nucleotides. NCBI's taxonomy places the organism in Eukaryota, Metazoa, Nematoda, Chromadorea, Rhabditida, Aphelenchoididae. The record is from the annotation of a GenBank genome assembly.